AUGGCAUCCUCAGAAAACAAGAACUCACACCUCUCAGCCAAGCCCGUCGCUGUAACGAGUGACGUUCUUCUCCAAACCCCACUUUCAAGACGUGGAGAAGGUCCGGGACUGCUGCUCAUUGUGCCCAAAGACUACCAAGGCCGAAAUUCUACAGAUGCGAACAAGACUCUUGAUCCGGAGCCGCUGCAGAAAUGGGCUGAGGAGGGAUUUGCAGUUGUAGAAGCCAGAUUUGAUGGCGUCCUUGACCAUUGUGAACUGGCUAUCAAGGCUUUGUUACAGUUGCCCCAGUGCACGUCGAAGGAGAAAGUAGGGGUCAUAGUGUAUGCUCCUCUACCAAAGGAGCUCUGGGAGUACUUGUGUAAAUGGACGCAGGUGGCCGCCAUUGUUAUUUUAACGGCAAACUCGACGUUUACUCCCCCAGAGUGGCCAUUACUGGUUCACAGCUCAGAGGCAAUCACCCUUUCUCGACAAUCUGACACACUUCACAUUUAUGAAAAUGUAAACUCGACGAAUUUUAUCUUACCAGGUCACGAGGACUACCAAGCUGGCCCAGCUGGUGUGGCUCAUACGCGCACAUUGGGAUUUCUUAGAAGCCAUCUUGGAGGACCUCUUUUCAAUCUCGAGGCUAUCUGGGAUGAGCAUUGUCUCUUCGAGUUUGGGGAGCGAAACGUUGAAAAGACGAUGGGUACUAUGGUUGAAGAGCCAUACGUGAACCAUAUUCCCACGAUGACGGGAGGUAUCGGACGCGCAGCACUAACAGCAUUCUAUCGUGAUCACUUUAUCUUCAACAAUCCAGAAGAUACUGCUCUGGAGCUUAUCUCCCGGACAGUAGGAACCGAUCGUGUCAUUGACGAGUUCAUAUUCUGCUUCACCCACGACAAAGUAGUUGACUGGCUCAUUCCCGGUAUACCUCCAACAGGGAAAAGCGUCCGGAUACCUUUCACAUCAGUUGUCAACGUUCGUGGUGAUCGCCUCUAUCACGAGCAUAUAGCAUGGGAUCAAGCUUCCAUCCUGCGACAAUUGGGCCUUCUUCCCGAAUACCUGCCUUUCCCAUAUCCACUUCCUAAUGGGCGAGUGCCUGCCAAAGGAAAGCGAUUCGAGUAUCGCGUUCCAGCCUCGGGUGUUGACACGGCGAGGAAGUUGGUGGAUGAGAACUCGGUCGUUAGUAACGAGAUGCUGGGGUUUGAAAUUAGGGAGGUGGAUGAUGUUUGA
Cadophora gregata is the source of this 1212-nucleotide messenger RNA. RefSeq lists its product as uncharacterized. The record is from RefSeq and is a predicted model, not a curated record. NCBI's taxonomy places the organism in Eukaryota, Fungi, Ascomycota, Leotiomycetes, Helotiales, Ploettnerulaceae. The transcript has 4 exons. The coding region runs from base 1 to 1212 and encodes 403 amino acids. Gene Ontology annotation, biological process: polyketide metabolic process.